Molecule: messenger RNA, 4351 nt
Organism: Salvelinus fontinalis (brook trout)
Lineage: Eukaryota; Metazoa; Chordata; Actinopteri; Salmoniformes; Salmonidae
Product: kinocilin-like
Exons: 5
Coding region: 353-811 (152 amino acids)
Source: RefSeq, a predicted model, not a curated record
UGUGAUCAGAUUUAUAGAGUAGUUUGUAUAUCCCUGUCUGGAGGGUGAAUGAAUGAACGGUGGCAAAGGGAAACCAGAGCCAUGUCUUUAAUGAUGCAUGAGGAGUCUUGAAGCAGGCCAGAGCAGAGACAAUGCCUGGCUGGCAGAGAAAGGAGUCCUGUGACAGUGAGAGUGAGAGUGGCGGUGGGUACUUGCAACUAGAGUUGGUGCUGACACAGGUGCUACAGUUGGGUCUGACUCUGAAGGCCCAAGUUAGAUCCAGUCUGUUCCAGUCCUAGUCCCUCUGCAUGUCUAGGGCCUUAAGCGGGCAGCGUCUGGUGACCAGGUGGGGGUUCUCCUCUCCACCUGCCGAAUGAGCGCUGUCAGCAUUGGGGGGUACCACGGUCUGCGGGUGGGCUCGGCCCUGCUCAGCAUCGUGGCAGGGUGCAUCAUUAUCGGGGUGUCGAGGGAGUGUGAUGCGGAUGCCGUAGGGGGAAUCUUCCUCGGUGCGGGGGGGCUGGGCCUCCUCAUCGCUGUCUUCCCCUUCAUAAGAGCCUGGCUCAACAUUAACAACAUUCUCCCUACCUUGGGAAACUUCAGAGUGCACCCUAUGCCUGCUAACCCUCCUGGCCCUGAGCAACCAGAGACACUGAAACGAGAAGCGACUCAGAGCCAGCUGAAUCUGGAGCGCUCUAAGAGCCGGAUGGGGACGUUUGUUGAUGCCGGACCGAUGGCUGAGGCCUCCGCAGAUGAGGGGACAUCCUCAGACAUGCCAGACAUCUUGUCCAGACGAAAGUUCAAGCAGACCCUCCCUGAUCCAGACCUCCCGUAAAUUGGUUUUAUAGCAGCCACACAGCACACAUCUCUCAUGCACGCCUACUCAGAUUUGAGUUCACCUUCAAAUGGACUUCACAAGUUGGUGAAUCAGAUGUUUACUUACUUCAACAAUACAAUUCAAAAGCUACAUACUGUGCCUUCUCCUAACUAUCCAGAGGAAUACAUGUUUUUUUCCACAAUGUCUCAUUUUAUUAGCAAUAUUAUCCUUAUCCUAGAGAGAGAGAGAGAGAGAGAGAGAAAGAGAGAGAGAAAGAAAGCGAGAGAGAGAGGGAGAGAGGGAGAGAGGGAGAGAGGGAGAGAGAGAGAAUUAGGCAAAGAGGUAUCAACCAAGGAUAAUCAAGUAGUGGAUAGUAACAUCUCAGCUCAUCGCACAAGAUAAUAAAAGAAUCCCAGUACACGGACUGAGAAGGCUGUUUUCUAAUGUUGAAUUGUAACUGACAUAGUGAAAAAUACACACUGAUUUCAUUGUAUAUCCCACCAGGGGCAAGUCUGGUGUUUUUAGAAGGAAGUCAAGCUAUAUUAGAUAAAAUCCAAACAGAAACAAUUAUUUUAUCAGGCAACCUAAAUUAUAUAUUCGAUAAGAUUGACAGACGUAGCAAUAAAAAAGGAAAUUCAAGGAGCCUCCAAAGAGACUGAACAUUUUCAUCUCUACAAAUAAUUUACAGGACACCUGAAAUAGUGAAAUUGGAUCAUUCUCCGGUAUCAUGCUUAAUUACACCAACAUAAAAUACACUUAGCAACAGUAUAUGGAGAAUGAACAGAGUGCAUCUUCAAGACCCUAAAUGUAAAUCUGUAAAUGAAAAUACGUCAACCUUUACCAUUACAAAUGUAGACAGAGGACAGAGAAAAUGUGUGAUGCUUUUAAGGCAUACAUUAUGGGAAUGAUAAUCUCAUACUCGGCAAAAGUUAAAUCUGAGUUAGAAAUUAAAUACAAAUUUAAAAAAAUGUAUAUCGUAGAAAAAGUCCAUAAAAAAUCUUUACAAGGUAAAGAAGAAAAUAUAAUUUCUGAAUUUAAACAGGAAUAUGAUAUUUUACUUUUGAAGAGAACCAACAACUACAGGUUAAACUCAAAUAAAGCCUACUACUUCAUGGAAAAUAUACCUGGUAAAAAUCUCACAGCCUUCACAAACCAACACAUGCCAAACCAGUUAUAAUCUGAAAAGAUAAAGAUACAAAUGCAUUUGUUAGAAACAACAAUGCGAUUUAAUGACAAUUUUAAAAAGCUUCUAUGAAAAUCUAUAUAAAUCAGAAUUUAACAACAGCUGGACUGAUCCUACAGCCUUGGUAGACACAAUAACCCUGAAGUAACUAUCAGCAGAUAAAAAAGAAUCACAAAAAAAUGGAAAUCAACCAAAAAUAAAUAUUAGACACUCUUAAAAAAUAUAUAUAUUCUAAACUUUGGAAGCGUUCAACUUUCCAGCUGAAAUAAUACAUUUAAUAAAAAUAUUAUAUAAAUAUCAUAAAGCAAAAAUGUACACAAAUAAUAUGACAUGAGACAGGGAUGUCUUCCCUCUACCCUCCUGUUUGCACUGGCAAAUUAAACUGCUUGCAGAAAGAAUUAGGCAGGACCCAAACGUAACAGUUAUCAGUAUUGGUAAACAUGAAUAUAAACUCAACUUAUUUGCUGAAGAUCUCCUGAUAUACCUGAAUCAUACACAUUUUAAUAAUGGAAAUAGGAAAAAUAAUACCUCGUGCUCUACCGAAAUCCUUUCUGUGGACCACAAAAAAAUAUGAAAUACUUAGGAUGCUUAACAAAUAUGUGAAGGUAACUUUAUCCCAUUAUUCAACAACAUGAAAGCAAAGCUAAUUAAAUGGAACAAUCUCACCACAAAUCUUGCAGGUAGAAUAAACCUCUUUAGAAUGGCAUGGCUCCCAAAGUUUUUAUAUUUAUUCUAGGUAAUACCAAUUACCCCACCGAACACAUUCUUUAAAAGAGUAUUCUUGGCCAUAACAGACUUCAUAUGGGCAAAUAAAACUCAUAGAAUAAAUUUGAAAGUUUUACAUGUCCCUAAAUCUGAGGCUGGUUUUAACUUUUCAGAUUUGGAAUUGUAUUAACUCAUCACACAAGGCUUUAACUUGCGACAUAUUGUUAAAUACGCUAAAGAGGAACAAUGGGUACAUAUUGAAUAUGCGCAUGCUCAUACCCAGAAUCUUUUCAUGUGUCUAUUUUCAAAGAAUGGAGCUAAGAACAUGAACAACUUUAUAGUUAAGAAAGUGAAACAGAUUCUACAAGAACCAAUAUCACUCCCUAAAAAGAGACCAAUAUGGAACAAUCCUUGGAUAGCUUUUCAGAAUUUACCGAUAAAUUGGGCCACAAAUUUUAUAACAUGCAAUUUCAAGCUGAUAGUUUUGGACAUCAAAGCAAUGUUGAGGAAGUCCCGUUUGAGUCAGAAAAUGAUAUUCAUAUGAUAGGUAAGAUAUACAAAACCUUACAGAUAGCAUAUCCAACCAACAAUCUCUUAGAAACAAAUAUACAUUAUUGGAACCAAAAAAUAAUACCUCGUGCAUUUUGAACUGAUAUUAGCACAAGAUGGAGGGAAUUUUGGAACAUAACUAAGAAAAUUAAAUUAAAUUGUUUACGUUUAAUCCACUAUAAACUAAUGUAUAGAAUUUAAAAUACAAGAAACAAAAUUCACAAAAUCUACAGCACAAAAGCAGAAUCACGUCUUAAGUGUAAAACUAACAAUGACUCAAUAAUCCAUGCCUUCUGGGAAUGCUAUAACGUUAAAGUCAUGGGCAGAGUUGUCUGUCAGAAGUAUUACAAUGUAAAUGUACUUUUAAUCCAUCUGUCUGCAUAUUUCAAGACAUGGCAUAUGAGGGUGCAGUGGACUAUACUUUUCUCUUCAAUCAUUUUGAAAAAAACGUCUACUUAAAAGCUGGAAAUCAACGCAUCCUCCAUCGUUAAGACUUAGAACUGGUGCGGACCAGGGGAAUCCGACUGUUUAAUUAAAACAAAGCAUCGGAAAAGGCCCAAGGUGGGUGUUGACGCGAUGUGAUUUCAACACAAUGGAAAAGUCAAAUGCUUUCUUAUCUAAAUGUUGAAAGUGCGUGGGUGACGGAGGGAAAAAUAUGUUGCAGUUUGAAACCAUAGAGUGAUUGGGUUAUGGACAUGGGGGUGUGAGCUGGUAGGUCUGGGCAGGUGGGAUGUUCUUGAUAUUUGUGUGCAUAUGUUUUGUAUUGUUAAAAAAACAAGAUUCAAGUGGUGAUUAUGACUUUUAGCAAUUAGCAACGGUCAUCGAAAUUGUUAAAAGUUUUUAAAAACAAUUAUAAUAAAUGCAACAGUUGGACAAUGGAUGAAGAUACUCCCAACGUUUAGAAUUUGUAUAAUCCAUCAGAUAUUGACAGAAUUUUAGUACAUAAAACAUUUUACUGGCAUGGAAAAAUAAUGAAUGGAGUUCAGUGAUUUUGAUGGGAAUUCAGGUAUUCAAUUUAUUGUAAAAUGUCACUUUUUUCUUAGGAUACACUCAUAUGUAACGUUUCUUACUGUAUCAGGUCUUUUAUUAUAUUUUGUGUUCAAUAAAGAAAACUAUUUGUA